AUGCCCGCCGCCCGCGGGCGCGCUCCCGCCGCGUCCACCUCGUCCGCCGCCGCCGCCGCGUCAGCUCGACUCGACCGCGACGACUCGGACGCCGACGAGGGCGAGCACGUGCAGCGCAAGAGCACCGUCAGGCUCCAGGGCGUGCAGGGCGUCAACAACGAGGUCGUCUACAUCUUCCAGGACGCCCUCGUCGCGCUCAUCGAGAGCUCGGCACAGAGUGGGGCCCGUGGCGGUGCACCUCGUUCGCCCGGCGCCAAAGUCGACGCCGACGUCGACGAGCUCGAGUCGGACGACGCCGCCGAGCCUGCCUCGACCUUCCUCCCGAUCCUCGACCUUGACCUCGCCUUCUCGCCCCCGAAUGCCGAGCCCGCCCUCGCCGCCGCCCUCUCGUCGUCCCCGACCACCGUCCCUCAGCACCCUCGGCCGCUCGCGCGCGUCUCGCUCGCAACCCUGCGCGACUCGAACAAGGCCCCUCACCGCCUGUACCUCCGCCACGCGACGACGCACGCCCCGCUCGUCGAGCUCGACCCGCUCGACCCGGCCUCGUUCGCCGCGCCCUCGUUCACGACCUGGGUCUCGCCGCCGCCGCUCACAAAGAGCGGCAAGCCGUUCAAGAGCCGCGCGGCGGCCAAACGCGCCGUGCAGCCCCCGGCGCAACCCGUCGUCCCGACCGGCGCCGGCGGCCUCGUCGACGCGCUCGCCCAGUACGCAGCGCUCGGCGCCCACACCGAGGGCGUCCGCGUCUCGGCCCACCUCGCCAUCGAGCUCGUCGCGCCGGGCAACCGCGUCACGCUCCACCUCCACCUCGAGGCGCAGCUCGACCCGGCCGUGUUCCUCCCCAAGCCCUACUCGCGCCCGCGCCGCAUCCUCCUCGACUUUGUCCUGCCCGACACGGCGCCCGGCUGUCGCGACGCCGACGCCGACGUGCCGCGCGAGGCCGGCACCGACUACUUUUACGCGUGCCUCGAGCGCGCACCGAGGACCGUGCGCGGCGUGCCCGUCGGCGCGGCGGCGAUGGCGGCAACGGCGGCGGACCGUGACGCGCAGCUGCGCCGCGCCGCCAAGGGCAAAGGCCGGGCGCUCCCCGACGGCGGCGACGACGACGACGGCCGUGCCCGCGAGCCCGACGCCGGGCCCGAGGACGAGCAGCUGUACCCGCCCGGGCUCACGGUCCCGCUCCUGCCGUUCCAGGCGCGCUCGGUGCGGUGGAUGCUCCGGCGCGAGGGGCGCCGCGUCGUGCCGCGUGCGAGGGACGCGGGAGCGGGCGAGGGAGAGGGAGAGGGAGAGGGCGAGGGCGAGAGGGACGAGGGAGGGGACGACGCGCGCAUGGGGCUGCUCGGCGGUCGCGAGGGGGAGGAGGAGCAGCCGAGGCUCGACGGCAGCGCAGCCGGGCGCUCUUCGCCCGACGACCAGGACCACGACGACGAGGAGGAGGCGGACGAGCGCGCGCCGCCCGUCCUCGCCGACCUCGAGCCCGACGAGCUCGCGGCGCUCCGGCGCGGCCCGCUCUGGGAGCGCGUCUCGCUCGCGUUCCUCGCUCCUCGCCGCCCUGCCCAGGACGACGGCGACGACGACGACGAGCGCGACGGCGAGGACGAGCGCGACGCGCCCGCGCCGCUCGAGCUGUGGCUCAACCGCACGAGCCUCGCCCUGAGCGAGCGCGACCCGCUCGAGGCCCUCGCGGGCGCGAGCGGGGCGGCGACGCCGGUCAAGAAGGAGGGCGACGGCGACGGCGAGGGCGAGACGGGCGCGGGCGGCGAGGGGACGCAGUCGAGCGCGAGAGCCGUCGGCGGGCAGGAGGGGCACGGCCUGUUGGCCGAGGAGGUCGGGCUCGGCAAGACGGUCGAGGUGCUCAGCCUCGUGCUCGUCCACACCGACAAGAACCGUCGCAAGCUCGCGCCCUACUUCAACCCGGUCACCGACAGCGACGUCCAGCCGUCGGGCCUGACGCUCAUCAUCGCGCCGACGGCCAUCGUCGGCCAGUGGCAGGCCGAGAUCGCGCGCCUCGCGCCCGCCCUGCGCGUCCUUCGGUACGAGGGCGUCAAGGCGCUCAAGGACGGCCAGUCGGCCGCCCACGUCGCCAAGCGGUUCGACGUCGUCCUCACCACGUUCGACGUCCUCCGCAAGGAGGUCGUCUUUGCCCGCAAGCCGGCCCAGCGUGGCCUGCGCAACAAGCGCGAGAUCCGCUACCGCCGCAGCCUCCUCGUCGAGCUCGACUUUUUGCGCGUCGUCAUGGACGAGGCCCAGAUGGUCGGCGACGCGGUCGGGCCGACGAGCGAGACGGCGAGCCUCAUCUCGCGGCGGUUCAGCUGGGCCGUCACGAGCACGCCCCUGCGCGACAAGAUUGCCGACAUGCGCCCGCUGUUGACGUUCCUCCGCGUCGAGCCCGUCGCGUCGGGCCGGGCCAGCCUGCAGCGCCUCCUCGAGGAGACGCCGAGCUUCAAGCGCUUGUGGAACGAGAUCGGCGAGCGCACGCUCAAGGCGCAGGUCCAGCACGAGCUGUUCCUCCCGCCGCAGGCGCGCUACAUCGUCCCGGUCGACCUUACGGCCGUCGAGCGCUUCUACUACGACCAGCGCUACGCCGACGCCCUCGGCACGCUCGGCCUCGCCAUCGACGGCACGCCGCAGUCGGCGCCGACGCCGUGUGGACGCUCGACCGCCCCGAGAUGA
Molecule: messenger RNA, 2670 nt
Organism: Rhodotorula graminis WP1
Lineage: Eukaryota; Fungi; Basidiomycota; Microbotryomycetes; Sporidiobolales; Sporidiobolaceae
Exons: 5
Coding region: 1-2670 (889 amino acids)
Molecular function (GO): ATP binding; ATP-dependent chromatin remodeler activity
Source: RefSeq, a predicted model, not a curated record